ACAUAAUAAUAUUAAUAAUAACAUUAAUAACAUCAUUCUCGUACUUGUCAAAUCAGAACAUGGCCUAACAAAAUUGGAAAUCCUUUUAAAUUUCAUUCUCAGCCUUUUUUUUUCCAAUGAAAAAUGCCGUAAAAAUCCGUGUUCAAAUGCAAUUAUAUGGUGAAGAAUCUGGCGAGUUGUAGCGAAGAGAUAUAUUUUUUCGUAUUUUUUAUUUAAAAGGCCGAGGAAGAUCUGAAAAUCUCCAGUUCAAUGGAGAUUGUGGGGAAGGCCAAGGAAGAUGUUUCCCUUCCAAAAGCAACCAUGACCAAGAUCAUCAAGGAGAUGUUACCUGCACAUGUCCGUGUAACAAAAGAUGCUCAGGAUCUUCUAAUUGAGUGCUGUGUGGAGUUUAUCAAUUUAAUCUCUUCGGAGUCCAAUGAGAUAUGCUACAAAGAGGAGAAGCGAACUAUUGCUCCAGAGCAUGUUCUAGAGUCUCUCAAGAUUCUUGGCUUUGGGAGCUAUAUUAGCGAGGUUCAUGCUGCAUAUGAGCAGCACAGAAUUGAAUCUUGGGAAUGUCCAAAAGCAGGGACUAAAUGGGCUAAGGAGAAACUAGAAAUGACAGAAGAGGAAGCCUUGCUUGAACAGCAGAGAAUGUUUGCUGAGGCUCGUGCACGCAUGAACAGUGGAAAUAAUGUUCACAGGCAAUCUCAGUCGGAGUGAAUAAAAAUCAAGUUUGCUAUCUCAGUCAUUUGAAGGUUAUUUUAACUCCUUCGAUUAGUUAUCAGAAGUGGUACUGUAUCAAAGUUACCCAUGUCUAUGGUUGCAAGGAAUCUUCUUCUUUCCUAGAGAAUUGUCACAUGGCCUUUUCAUUGUCUUAUUUGUUUUUUUAAUGUUUUACCUGUUUCUUGUCUUGGCAUCCUUUAACAACUGCCAUAAUUAAGAAAGUAGAAUUUGAUAUAAAUUGUACCUUUUUCUGUUGGAUGAUAUGAUACAUCUAUUUUUAGCUCAAAUGAACCUAGGGAGUUUUGUUUAUUCUUA
Messenger RNA from Cryptomeria japonica (Japanese cedar), 1017 nucleotides. Its product is annotated as protein Dr1 homolog. Gene Ontology annotation, molecular function: protein heterodimerization activity. The coding region runs from base 250 to 699 and encodes 149 amino acids. The transcript is spliced from 5 exons. NCBI's taxonomy places the organism in Eukaryota, Viridiplantae, Streptophyta, Pinopsida, Cupressales, Cupressaceae. The record is from RefSeq and is a predicted model, not a curated record.